GGGAGGAGCGGCCGGUGGCAGCGGCGGAGCGGCGGCGGGAAGGGCGGGCUCGGGGCUCCACAGCAGCGGCGGGGACGAUGCCGGUCCAUUCCCGGGAGAAGAAGGAGAAUAAUCACGAUGAGAUGGAGGUGGACUACGGAGAGAACGAGGGCAGCAGCUCUGAGGAGGAGGAGACCGAGAGCUCGUCCGUCUCCGAGGAGGGGGACAGCUCAGAAAUGGAUGAUGAAGACUGUGAAAGAAGAAGGAUGGAAUGUUUAGAUGAAAUGUCCAAUCUUGAAAAGCAAUUUACAGACCUUAAAGAUCAACUUUACAAAGAACGAUUAAGCCAAGUGGAUGCAAAGCUACAAGAGGUCAUAGCUGGAAAAGCACCUGAAUAUUUAGAACCAUUGGCAGCUUUACAAGAAAAUAUGCAAAUCCGAACCAAGGUGGCAGGUAUCUAUAGAGAGCUGUGUCUGGAAUCUGUGAAGAACAAAUAUGAAUGUGAAAUUCAAGCCUCUCGACAGCACUGUGAGAGUGAAAAGCUUCUCUUAUAUGAUACUGUACAAAGUGAACUAGAAGAGAAGAUUCGAAGACUUGAAGAAGACAGACAUAGCAUUGACAUUACCUCAGAAUUAUGGAACGAUGAGCUCCAGUCCAGGAAGAAAAGGAAGGAUCCAUUUAGCCCAGAUAAGAAGAAACCUGUUGUUGUAUCAGGCCCUUAUAUAGUUUAUAUGUUACAAGACCUUGAUAUACUUGAAGACUGGACAACAAUAAGGAAGGCAAUGGCUACGCUGGGACCACACAGGGUAAAGCCAGAACCACCUGUCAAAUUAGAAAAGCAUCUACAUAGUGCUAGAUCUGAAGAAGGAAGACUCUAUUAUGAUGGCGAAUGGUAUGGACGAGGGCAGACGAUAUGCAUUGAUAAGAAAGAUGAAUGUCCUACAAGUGCCAUAAUUACAACAAUUAACCAUGAUGAAGUUUGGUUUAAAAGACCGGAUGGAAGCAAGUCUAAGCUGUAUAUUUCUCAGCUACAGAAAGGAAAAUAUUCAAUAAAGCAUAACCACAACUGACCGUUG
Messenger RNA from Passer domesticus (house sparrow), 1055 nucleotides. It is a transcript of the gene BRMS1L, whose product is annotated as BRMS1 like transcriptional repressor. NCBI's taxonomy places the organism in Eukaryota, Metazoa, Chordata, Aves, Passeriformes, Passeridae. Bases 78 to 1049 code for a protein of 323 amino acids. Gene Ontology annotation, cellular component: Sin3-type complex. Gene Ontology annotation, molecular function: histone deacetylase binding. The transcript is spliced from 10 exons. Gene Ontology annotation, biological process: negative regulation of transcription by RNA polymerase II. The record is from RefSeq and is a predicted model, not a curated record.